CCGGCGCGGCUCCUCCCGGCCGCCAUGGCCGCGCCCGCCGCGGGGACCGAGCUGCCCGUGCCCGAAUCAGGUGCUGUUUUCACAUUCGGGAAAAGCAAAUUUGCAGAAGAUAUUCCUAGCAAGUUCUGGUUCAAAAAUGACAAGCCUGUACUUAUAUCCUGUGGAGAUGAACAUACAGCUAUUAUUACAGGAAAAGGCAAACUAUAUAUGUUCGGCAGUAAUGACUGGGGCCAGUUAGGCCUAGGAUCAAAGAACACUGUCAGCAAACCAACAUGUGUAAAAGCUUUAAAACCAGAAAAACCAAAACUUGCUGUUUGUGGAAGAAACCACACUUUAGUUUACACAGAAAAAGGAAAUGUCUAUGCUACUGGAGGAAACAGUGAAGGUCAGUUGGGAUUAGGUGACACAGAGGAAAGGACCACGUUUCAUUUAAUUAGUUUUUUUACCAACCAGCACAAGAUCAAGCAACUAUCAGCUGGGUCAUACACCUCAGCAGCAGUAACUGAGGAUGGGCAGCUCUUUGUGUGGGGUGAUAAUUCAGAAGGUCAGAUUGGCCUGGCCAGUGAAGCUUCUGCCAGUGUCCCCUGUAAAGUGGAUAUUGGAAAACCUGUUUCCUUUGUAUCCUGUGGAUAUUAUCAUUCUGCCUUGAUUACAGGAGAUGGUGAGCUCUAUACUUUUGGAGAACCUCUGAAUGGGAAACUGGGAUUAUUCCCUGAACAGCUAAAGAACAAUAGGGUCCCACAGCCUGUACUGGGAAUUAUGGAAAAGGUUAAAAAGGUUGCUUGUGGUGGAGAACACACUGUGGUGCUGACAGAGAAAGCAGUUUAUACUUUUGGACUUGGACAAUAUGGGCAGCUGGGACAUGGAACUUUUGUGUUUGAAAGUUCAGUACCGAAGCCUGUGAAACACUUGAAGAGGCAUAAAAUAUGUAACAUUGCAUGUGGGGAAAAUCACUCUGCUGUGAUAGCAGAGAAUGGCCUCAUGUUUACUUUUGGAGAUGGACGACAUGGCAAGUUAGGAUUUGGAGAAGAGAGUUUUACAAAUCUGUUUGAUCCCACUCUGUGUUACAAUUUCCUGAAGUUCACAGUCCUUUUGGUUGCUUGUGGUGGUUGUCACAUGCUGGUUUUUGCUGCUCCAAGACCUAAAGGAUCUGAGGUACUCUUGGAAGAUUUGUAUGAGCCUCGUUUGACUGCUACUAUCCCUCAAAUGGGUGGGGACUUUGUACUAGCAAACACUUUGCAGUUAUCAGCCGCACGAAUGCGACGCCGAGAGAGGGAAAGGUCACCAGAGCAGUUUGUUCGGAUGGCACAAACUCUGCCUCCAAUGGGGGAAGGAUUCUUAAAAUCUUCAUUGCCUGUGACAAGCAAAACCAGCCCAUUCUGGUUUUCUGCAACAAGUCAUCCUAAAGCUGAAUCUGGGAGGGAUGGAGACCAUGAAAAAGAAAAUAAUCAUCAAAAAGAUAAACCUGGUGACAUCUCUUCAGAACAAGAUUCAGAUAAUGAAAAUAUUGACAGAAACCUUGGGGAUACAACUGACAUCCUAAAUAUGACACAUGCAAUGAAGUUGAAUCCUGGUGACUGGUCCUUAAAAUUAUCACCACUCCAAAAACAGAAGAAGAACAAUAAAAAUGUGAAACUGAAAAGAGAUGGUAAGGGUGGGCUGAAAAACAAGGAUUCUGAUUUCACAAAGGAGGGCUCAAAAUUAGAGUCUGGCUCUUUACAAAAGCAGUCCUCACUUUCAGAGUCACCUGGGCAAGAUUUAGAAAAGAGGAGUGCCUUUGUAGGGAAGCCUGUGGCCAAAAAAAGUAUAAAGAAAGGUAAAUCUGAGCAUGCACAAAGUGAUACUACUUUGAAAAGUGAUGCUCAAGAAAUUACUGGGGGCAAAAGCGUAUUAGUGAGAAGGGAGAAAGAAUAUGUUGAAAAUCCUGAUUUUUUUAGAGACGAUUCAACUUACAAUCUUCCCACUGAAAAUCAAAUUCUGUCAGAAAAAAUAAAUUCUUCCAAUAAAAAGCCAAAAGCUGUUAAGCCUAAGCAAGCCCUUAAAAUAGAGGUACUUCCUUCUGCUCCCAGGGAUCAGCCCCAGACUGAUUCAUUAACUGUGCAAGAAUACAAUUCUGUUAAAAAGCAAGGGAGUCAUAAAACAACAGAAAGCCAAAACAAAAUAAAGGAUGGUGUUGAAAAAUCUGACAAGUGUGAAAGCAUAAGUGUCACAGGACAAGAAAGUAGCGCAGAACAGAAGGAGCUUAAAAAAAAGCAUCAGUUUUUGAAACAAGUAUCUGUAACUUCAUCAUCAUCUUCAACUGAGGAAAGCACUAAUGAUCUCCAGAAAUAUAUACUUAAGGAAGAGGUCCACUAUGAACACAGAGUUGUCCAGAGGGCAAGGAGAACAGUGACAUAUCUUGACUUAGAAAAAGGCAGUGAGAUUGAGGAGAUGCAAGCUACAAAUAAUGAGAAAGAAUGUAUAGAACAGACUGAUUUAAAAAGCCUGGAUGAGGAAGAAACAAGCUCUGAUGCUCAAUCUGAUGUAGACAGGCCAUUAGAAAUUAAGAAUGAGGAGGAAUCUGAUGAGGAGCAGGAGAAUGAGGGCAGUGAAAAGGGUGAAAGUGAAAAAGAAAAACUGGAUGAAACAAUUGACAGUGAAGGUAAACUAGGGGAAGAAGAAGAAGAGAGUGAGGUUGAAAAAGACAGAGAUGAAGUUUCAGUAGAAAAAGAUAUAGAGGGAAAAGAUAAUGAAGAAGAAACUGAAAAAGAAUCACAGGCUGAUAGAGACAGUGGGAAUGAGGGUGCAGAGGAGCCUGAGGAGGUCAGCCAGCAAGAUGGCAAAGAUCAAGGAGAUGAGCAAGGCAGGUUGAUGGAGGAAGAAGAAAUGGUGAGUGAGGGAGAAAAGGAGGGUAUGGAGGAGAAGUAUGAGAAAGAGGAAAGCACUGAAAAAGAGAAAGAGCAGGUUAAAAGUGAGGGAAGAGAUGAGAAUGAGGAAGGAGGGGAAGAUACAGAGGAAAAGGAAGAAAAAGAGCUAGAGGCAGAAGAGGAAGGAGAAGAUGAGAAGGAAGAUGAAGAAAAAAAAGGAAGGGAGAAUGAAAAAGACAAAGAGGGUGAAGAGGAGGAGUUGGAAGAAUCAUUGGCAGGGAGGGAAGAAGAAGAACAGGAUGAGGAGGAUGCAAAUACAAAAACUAAAGAAGUGGGUGAGGAUGGAAUGGAAGAAGGAAAAGAUGGGGAGGGUGAAGUGGAAGUGGAAAGAGAAGAUGAGAAAGAGGAAGGAACAGAGGCAGAAGCAGAAGGGGAGGAGGGGGAAGAAGAUGAAAAGGAAGAAGACGAGGGGGGAAAUGAAGAGAAAGGGGAAGAAGAGGAAGAUGAGGAGGAAGAAGAAGGAGUGGAAGGAGUGGAAGCUGAGGGACAUGAAGAAACAGGAGAGGAAGAAGGAGUGGAAGCAGAGGGAGAUGAGGAAACAGGAGGAGAAGAAGAAGAAGAAGAAGAAGAGGUAGAGGAGGAAGAAGAGGUAGAGGAGGGAGAAGAAGGAUGGCAGGAAGAAGAAGGACAAGGGGAAGAGAGGGAGGAAGAAAAGGAAGAAGAGGGUGAAGAGGAAGAAGAAGAAGAAGAAGAGGAAGAGGAAGAGGAAGAGGAAGAGGAGGAGGAAGAAGAGGAGGAGGAAGAAGAGGAGGAAGAAGAAGAGGAGGAAGAAGAAAAAGGGGAAGAGGGCAAGGAGGAAGAAGAAGGGGAAGAGGGAGAGAGGGGAGAUGAAAAAGAGGAAGAGGGUGAGGAGGAAGAAGAAGAAGGGGGAGGAGGAGAGGGAGAGGGGGGAGAAGGUGAAGAGGAAGAGGAGGAAGAAGGAGAUGAGGAGGAAGGGGAUGUAGGAGAGGAGGAAGAAGGUGAGGGUGAGGAGGAAGAAGCAGAGGAAGAGGAAAAAGUAAAAGAUAAAAGGAAAAAUUAUAGUAGGAAACUUCCAGAAAAGAAGAGCAAGCCCAGGAAGUCAGAAAAGACAGAAAGUUCUGCUUUACCUAAGAGCUCUAAACAAAACAUGAAAUCCAAAAAGCAUGUAGCAAAUGGUUUACAUAAUUCAGAGCAAUUUUGGAACAAUGUGCUACCUCAUUAUCUAACACUAAAGUAGCAUAGACUACUGGACAUACAUUCCAAGCCUAUUCAGGAAACAAAUUGAUUUUGGUUACCUAAGUGAAACUUUUCAGGGAAUCAAAGCAUACUAUUAUGCAUAUAAUGUAAGUGCCAAUUUCUUGAAAAAGACUGAAGAAAAUGUUUAUAUUUAGGAUACUUUUGUGAGAGAAAUCACAUGUUAUUGAUACAAUCAUUUUCAAAAUCAUGUUUAUCAUGUAUGAUAUGUAAAGAAAAUUAAUUGCUGAGGAGGUGAACUGUGUUUGCCUCUUAAUCAGUGUAAUCAUUGCCUUUGAAUCAGCAAUACACCAAUUUUAGCUGCAGGGCAGUUUACUUGAUAAUGUGCCUUAAAGGAAAAGAGUUUCAGUAAACUAGGAAAUGUACCUAUUUUAAAAUUUUGGUAUCACUACAUAAUUUAUUCCCCCUACUUUUUAUCUGUUCAUACAUUGGUAAAAUGUUUAUGUACUGAAAUUAAAGAAAGGACAAGUUGCCAAAUUUACACAGGUCAGCGAAUGGGAGGUAAAUUAAAAUGCAGGCCUGGGUAAGUGGUGGUCUAGGACUUUUCAAGGGCCUUAAGGCUGACUUCUUAUUUUGGUGUCAGCACACAACUCAGUGCAAAAAACCACACACAGAUCUCAGAAUCUGGCUUAGAUUACAUUAGAGUUCAGGGAUAUUUUUUUAAUAGCACACUUGGUGAUUAGAUAGAACUAAGAAUUUGAAAUAUACACCUCUAAAACAUUUUAAAAAUUUGUUUAUACUGUGCAAUGCACCAAAGAUUCUAUAUCUGCCUAUAAAAGACUACAUCACAUUAGUCCUCUAACUGUGAAGUACUCCAGGAGGGGGAAUAUAUGUUGUUGCUGUGUGAAACACAUAUGUUUUCAGGAUCAGAGCCAAACCUUUUCCUCAUUGGAGGAGAUUUAUGGUUUUCUCACCUAAAAACAUCCUAUCUGUAAUCUCCAAAAAGAGGUAAACCAACAAGCCAGAUGUAAUAGUAAAGAAAGUGGCAAGAAAGUGUGAAUUAAUUUUUUUUCAAAAAGACAAAGGUAAUAUUUUUAGAAUUUCCUUAUAAUACGCAAACAAAUCUUGCUAAUUAUUUUAUUAUGAUAUUGCAUCACUCUUUCAACCAUCAGGGACUGAACUGGCAAAUGAAGAGAUAGGGACUCAUCAUGCAGAAUUGUUACUUGAAUGUUAUGCCAAUGGGUGGUCUGAGAAAUUUUUGUAAACAGAUCUCAGUAUUUACAUUCUCUAGAAAGGUAGUUAUUUAAAGCUUCUUGAAAAUGAGGAGAGAAGAAGAGAGGAAUCAAAAUAAGUAAAUGUCAUGCAAUAAAAAUGUGAAUGGAAUCAAUACAUGUUUUGAGCUUAUGAAACAUUUUAAUAUUGUUUUGUAAGAUACUGGCAUUAAACAAUCUUUGACACAAUGUCUCCAGAAUUUAUUUUCUAAGAAGCCUGUAGUAGAUCAGUAGUUUGUCAGUAAAUCCUAGUCCAGAUCCAACCUUUCUGCCUCACUCACCCCUCCCUAUACUGCAUUUGAAGGUAACAUCACUUCAGUCACAUGCUGUGCCUAACUACAGCAAAAAGUUACCCCAGUGACCGUAUUCUGUCCCUGGGAAAUUUGUUUCCAACUUUGGAAUUUGGUGGAACACAUUGUCUUAAUAUCAACAUGUGUCUUUGGAGCAGGGUAAGUAUCUGCAUAUUGUUAGAGAAUAUUUUAUCAGUUAAAUGCCCUUCCCAAGAAACCAGCUCUGUCUAACAAUGGAGUAAUUGGAUAUUUUACCAUUGUGCGGUGUUACCACUGAGCUCCUCUGAAAACACUUCCCUUUGAAUCUAAGUAGAGCUGUGAUGUGUUAUUUUAUCUUUCUUAGGAAAGAUUAGGGUGUUACUCUGAUUAAACUUAGAGUAGUGCUGAAAAGUAUUUUUAUAGGCCUACAACUGGGUUUCUUGGAUAUGACAUCUACUUUGUGGUUUUAGAAAUCAUCACUGGGAGAAAACUGGGCUGUGAAAAAUGAAAUAACCCUGUUAUUUCUAGUGAAAAAGAGUUCCUAGAGAGAGGAAGAAUGAAAAAAAGAGAGCAUUUUAAAGCAACUGAUUUCCAAUUCCACAUAGGAAUGACCCUUCAUUUACUGUUUGGUUGUAGCAUUUAAUAUAAAUUCUUAGGCAAAUGAGGACUAUUUGUUGUUUCUCUCUUAACAUGUGCUGAUAGCAGAAAGCUUUCCAAGAGAGUGAAGGAAGCCAACUUAUGGGCAUCUCCUCUUCUUUGUUUUGUCUGGAUGAAAAUUCAUUGAUUUGAGAACUGAUUUUAUGUAGUUUGUGGCUCAUUCCUGUGGUAGGGGAAAAGCAGAGCCUUACUCCAGCACUUCUAAGGGUUUUCCAGAGACUCCUUACAUAAAUUGUGCUCUGUGCCAGCAUUUCUGGGCUUUGAGGGGACUUUGGAACUCCAUUAGCAUAACGGGUGGAAUUUUAUUUAGUUUGACUCAUUCUGGUUUAUAAAGUUUGCUACUUGUGGUUUUGUGAAAAUUCAGUAUAUCCUUGGCAUUCAUUGUGGCAUACAAAGAGAUUUAUAUGCAGUACUGAAGAAACAUGGCAGAAAUAGUCCUGAGUUAGUUUUUAAGAGAGAAAAAAAAUCCUGCAUUAGAAAGAGAAAACAACAGACAAUUGCCAGACGAAAGAUCUAUCCAUCUUUUUUCCACCAGUGGCUAUUGGUCAGUGCCUGGGAACAAAAAUAAUUAGAAUUUAGAGUAGCACAAACAUGUAGUGUUACUUCACCCCUGUAAUCAUUCAGUAUAAUGAAUAUAUUCAACAUUUUCAAUAAUUUGUGAUUCAGUAGAUAUAUGUAUUACAUUUAAUACCCAUUUUGUUCACAUGAAUUUCUUUCAAUCAAUUU
Catharus ustulatus (Swainson's thrush) is the source of this 6984-nucleotide messenger RNA. RefSeq names its product retinitis pigmentosa GTPase regulator (gene RPGR). Gene Ontology annotation, molecular function: ubiquitin protein ligase activity. The transcript is spliced from 15 exons. Gene Ontology annotation, biological process: visual perception; ubiquitin-dependent protein catabolic process; protein ubiquitination. NCBI's taxonomy places the organism in Eukaryota, Metazoa, Chordata, Aves, Passeriformes, Turdidae. Gene Ontology annotation, cellular component: photoreceptor outer segment. The record is from RefSeq and is a predicted model, not a curated record. Bases 25 to 4104 code for a protein of 1359 amino acids.